AUGACAAGUAUAUGGAUCGGCAACUUUACUGCCUACUUCAACGAGACUACUGCCACCACUGCUAUGCAUGUCAUCGCAGCUGAUUUCAACGACCUCGCCAACCAGAACUGGCUCGCAACAUCGUACUUGUUGGGCUUCACUGUCACCCAAAUCCUUCUGGGCAAGUUCUCUGACAUCUUUGGGCGUGCCCAGAUGUUCAACGGCACAAUGCUUAUUUUUGGUGCUGGAACUCUGUGGUGUGGGCUAGCAACGAGCAUGAAUUCAUUGAUUGGUGCUCGCCUUCUUCAGGGCAUAGGUGCCGCUGGAAGACAAUCCGUCGGCAUGAUCAUUGUUUUGGAUUUGACGACGGCGGACUCACGAGCGAUCGGGCCUGUGCUUGGCGCAGUCCUCUCCAUUGACACACAAUGGAGAUGGAUAUUCUGGAUCACGCUCAUGCUCAUUGGGGUCACGCUGGCCAUUGGGACAGCAAGCCUCCGAUACCCUGUUCCUCAUCGGAAGCAACGCAUCGGGUUACUGGCGCAGCUGGGAGAAGUGGAUUACAUUGGUUCUAUACUUGCAGUUGCAGUCUCGAGCAUGAUAUGUAUUGCCAUAGAGAUGGGAAACAAGAUGUUCCCUUGGAACUCGGCACCUAUCAUUGUUCUUUUCGUCAUCGGAGGUCUCCUAAUACCCGUCUUUGUGUUAUACGAGCUCAAGGUAGCCGAGCACCCUGUUGUUGAUAUCCGCCUUUUCAGCAUCCCGAAUAUCCCCAUUACUUGUUUGAUCAAUUUUCUCACUGGAGCUGGCUACUUCGGUUCCGUCUUCUUCCUUCCCCGUUACUUCAUCGAUAUCAAAAGUUCCGACCUCGUUCAUUCCGGGCUGCAGAUGCUUGGCCUCAUCCUUACGCUUGGCAUCUCCUCGGUUGCAGGGGCUAACAUCCUCGCACACACGGGGCAGGUGCGCCUUAUUGGCGUAGUGGGUGGCGUUUUAUACGCACUGGGCAGUGCUUUAAUGUUGAUUGUGGGACGGCGCACGCCAGCAGCGACAGCUAUUGGCUUUUCUAUCAUCACGGGCAGUGCAUCGGGUCUACUCUACCAGCCUUCCCUCGUUGUUGGACCCAUGUCAGUCAAACCCCAUCAAAUUGCGGGAAUCAGCGGGUUCCUAUCUUUCCUACGAACGUUGGGGGGCACAUUCGCCACUGCACUCCUCACGGCAAUAUACGAGACCAGCUUCACGGAAUCACUACGUGGUCAUCUCCCAGAUUCGUUAGUAAAUCAGGGGCUGGCGCUCGCAGACAAUCAUGCUCAAUACCCUGAGUACGAGGACCAGAUCUUUGAUGCUCUCAUCCAGGCCUAUCACUUCGGCACGAUACCGGCCAUCUGUUUCGGUGUUGUAUAUGCCAUAGCAGUGGUCUUUCUCUGUAACGUGGAUUUCACCCCAGCGUGGAAACGGAAACGGAUAGCAGCAAAACGGAAGAACGAGGGAGCUUGA
Messenger RNA from Suillus paluster, 1467 nucleotides. Its product is annotated as major facilitator superfamily domain-containing protein. NCBI's taxonomy places the organism in Eukaryota, Fungi, Basidiomycota, Agaricomycetes, Boletales, Suillaceae. Gene Ontology annotation, molecular function: transmembrane transporter activity. The transcript is spliced from 4 exons. The record is from RefSeq and is a predicted model, not a curated record. Gene Ontology annotation, biological process: transmembrane transport. Bases 1 to 1467 code for a protein of 488 amino acids.